Molecule: messenger RNA, 3360 nt
Organism: Coturnix japonica (Japanese quail)
Lineage: Eukaryota; Metazoa; Chordata; Aves; Galliformes; Phasianidae
Gene: CFAP70
Product: cilia and flagella associated protein 70
Biological process (GO): cilium assembly; cilium movement
Cellular component (GO): extracellular exosome; motile cilium
Molecular function (GO): protein binding
Source: RefSeq, a predicted model, not a curated record
CGUGGUUGCGGGAAGCCAGGCUCGACACCGCCCGCCCCCUGAGGCAGUUGAGGCCGCGGGUUCGCGUCCCGCCGCCGCCCAGUUCGGCUCCCGGUGCUCACGUCGGUUCUUCGCCCGCUCCGCACCCCCGGGGCUCCUCCCGGCUCCUCGGGCUCUGCGAGCCAUGGAGGUCCCCAAGGAGUCCAGUCCUCAUGAUACAUCUGCUCACAGCGAGUCGCAGCCGUUACAGAGCAACGUGGUACAGAUCACCGUGGUGAAGGGCCAGGACCUGAAAAGUCUCAAAAGUGACACCUCAAUGACGAUGGUUCAUGUGGAGUUCAAUGGGGUGAUCCUGGGAGACUCCUCCAAGACUGAAGUCACACCAAAUGGGGUGGCAAACUAUAACUUCACGGCCAGCUUUGAAUACAGCCCCGAUGGGCCCAACUCUUGGGUCGACAUUGCACAAAAACCUGCACUCUUGACAGUGAUAGAAGUGUUGCAAAAGGACAAGAAACAGAAGGAGGAGAAGACCGUGCCACUUGGCCAAGCUGUGUUGGACCUUCUACCUCUGCUGCAAGGACAGUGCUCGUUUACAGUCUUGGCUCCUUUGUAUGCAGUGUCUACAUCUCCAUCAGAAAGCCUUCACCUGGAGGCCAAGUGUUCUCUUGAAGUGUCUGUGUGCACCAAAAAGCCCCUCCUUUCUGCAAGUCAGCUUUCAGAUGGGAGCUUCAUGAGUGUCACGCUGGAGGCAGCUUAUUCUGUCCCCGAAGCAUUUGUUCCCACUGAACCACCGCAAAACUACAUGGCUUGCUUGCAAGUACCAGCAGUUGGGAAGAAAGAAGUCCCUUUGCUCUUCAUGAAUGGCAUCCUGAAGCUUCAUGGUGACAAAGAACCAUUACCCCGACCUAAAAAAUGGUCUCUUGCUAAUGUCACGGCCCCUGGUGCUCUGAACAUACCCAACUCCUUCAUUCUUGGUGGUCCCUAUGAGGAUGAGGAUGGAGAGCUCAACAAGGCAGAGGACAGGGAGUUUAGGAUCCAGGCAGAAAGCACAAAGAGAAUCGUGUGGGACACGGAACGACGCUGUUACCUUGAUCCUGCUGCAGUACUCAUCCUGAAGAAGCGAAUCGCAGAGUGCCAGUACUGGCCAGUGGAGGUCUGCAGGAUGCCAUUGACCCCAUCCAGCAAAGGGAAAACCAGCAAAGCUGACAAGGGAGAUGAGGACAAGCAGAUUUUCUUCCAUGGUGUGGCAUAUGUCAACAUGAUGCCUUUGCUGUGUCCUGGCGUGAAGCGGAUCCGAGGUGCUUUUCGUGUCUUUGCCUACCAGGACAGCGAGGUGCUCGAGAAGACUAAAAGACAGCAGAGUGUUCUGCGGGAUCUCCGUCCUCAGAUCAGUCUGAUUAAAGAAGGAUCAGGGACCCCAGGAACCAAUUCAUCUCUUUCCAGAGCUGUUCCCAGCAAGGCCCAGAAGGAAGAUAAGGAGAAGGUAACCAGAGAACAUGAAUUAAGCAGAAGGAUGUCCAACUUAACAAAAACGCAGUUGUCAGAUCUUGCUGAAGAUGCUGCAUCUCUCAAUCCUGAAGGAAAGCAAUAUGUUGAAGCAGGAACAUUCCUGAUGAUGGAGAUAAAGCUGGACAAGGCUUUGGUACCCAAACGACAGCAAGAGGAGCUCACCAAAAGGGUCAAGGAGAUGAUUCCACCUCGCCCUCUGCUGCCUCCCCGGCCUGGAGGAGCCAAGAAGGCCGUAGAAGAUUAUCACAACCACGUCGCAAACAUUGCAGUUGCCAUCCUAAGUGAAUACCACGAGCUGUUUGGAAAGCAGCCACCAAACCAAGGAGCAACAGACCAUCAAACCCUGGAGGAACAGAGGCGUCAGCUCAACUUUGAGCUCAAUAGCUCUGGGAAAUAUUUUGCUUUUAAGGAACAGCUGAAGUAUGCUGUAGUGAAGAUUGUGAGGGAAAAAUACCUGAGGACCACAGCAUUUGAGACCCAGGAGCAGUUCCAAGCAUUUCUCAGUGAGCUGUAUGUGUACCUGGUGGAUCAGAUGCACGUUGCCCUGAACCAGCUAAUGUAUGAAGAAACUGCUUCCCCUGUCCCUCGAAUCCAUGUGACUAAUGAGCAGCUCUGGCUCUUUGCUCGUGAAGCUGAAAUCAACAAGGACUACAAGCUGGCAUCACUCUACCACCAGCAGAGGAUAACUAAGGACCACCGCAACAUCCAGUACUGGCUGGACUAUGGGGCGUUCUGCCUCCUGCUCGAGGACACCCUCAAAGCCCAGGAGUGCUUCCGAGAGGCUCUUUCUCUGGACCCACGUCAUGUGAGAAGCUUGCUGCUCUGUGGGAUUGUGGCAGUCAUGCUGCAGCACUAUGAAGAGGCAGAGAUUUUCUUUGAGGAUGCUUGUUGCUUGGAGCCAUCCAGUGUCGUAGCCUGGACGCUUUCAGGUCUGUUCUAUGAGCUGCAGAAUAAUAAUACUCAGGCAGGAAUGGCCUUCCGUGAAGCCAAGAAGAGACUCCAACCACAGCAGGCCAGGGAAAGGAGCAUCAGUGGCAAAGGGAAAAAAACGAGUGCUACUUCUGUGGGGUCUUCCAGUGAAGAGGGGGUUCCAGAUGAGGAAGAGGGUUCAGCAUCGGAGACAGACCCAGAAGGAGACAGGCAACCUCCCUGUACAAUCUUCAUGAAGGCAGUGGAAUUCCUGAUGAAAUUCAAUGCCAUCCAGUUUGUUCGCAUGGCACUUGCCCACGAGCUGCUGAUCCAGCAGGAAGGUCCUUCCAGUGCUUAUUACCUGGCGCUGGCCCGGACGUGCUUGUUGAAGGGAGAGUUCUCCAAAUGUGACGACUGUCUCUGGAACACAAUUAGGAUUGACUUCCUGAAUCCUGAUGUCUGGGCUCUGAAGGGUCAUCUGUGCUACCUGAGGAGAGACUUCCAGGAGGCAAAGGAGUGCUACGAGCGAACUGUCAGGUUUGUGGAGGAUGCUGAAGACAUGCAUUUUGUCUACCUGCGCCUGGGCUCCAUUUACCUGGAAAAUAAAGAGUUUGGCAAAGCAAAGCAGAUCUACCUGGAAGCCUGCAAGAGCUCUGCAUCCUGUCUCACCUGGCUGGGAGUGGGAAUCGCCUGCUAUAGGCUGGAAGAGCUGGUGGAAGCGGAGGAUGCUCUCUCGGAAGCCAAUGCCCUAAAUAACAGCAAUGCUCAAGUGUGGGCUUACCUGGCCCUUGUCUGCUUGCAGGGGGGGCGGCAGCUGGAGGCGGAGCAGUGCUACAAAUACGCCACAAAGCUCGGCUUGGCGGACCCGGCCCUGCUGCAGGAGCUCCACGCCACCCAGCAGCGCCUCGGCUUCGGCGACCCGUCCUUCUGAACCAUUAUAACCAUUACAGUCAUUACUGCUGA